AUGAUGAGACCGAGACCGAGAGUGGUGCAUUGUAUCCAAACCGGCGGCGACAGUGUCAACGACUAUCGUGGUUCAUUGAGAUCUCGUACUGGUCACUUGGUACAUCUUUCCAUUGACCAAUGUCCCGACCAUCCUUUUCCUCUACUACUACCCCGAACUGUGAAAGGGUACGGUUUCACUGAAAAGAGAUGGGUUGACCUGGAGGUAGAUCGAAUUAGCGACACGCAGUGGAACACGCAGGUAUUCGAGAGCCUAGUUUUAGAAGAGCCGACAAAAGACCUACUCGAGGCACUUCUGAAGAGUCCGCUCAGCCUUGAAGCCUCCACGGAUUUAAUCCCGGGAAAAGGCGACGGGCUCGUCAUUCUACUCCAUGGCGGGCCCGGCACAGGGAAGACCUUCACCGCGGAAGGGUUGGCUGACUAUGCGCGCAGACCACUUUUACGGAUUACAUGCGGAGACAUUGGCACCAAACCGGUCGAUGUGGAGAGAUACCUGGAGAAGAUGCUGCGGCUGGGUCGUACCUGGGGCUGCGUGAUCCUGCUAGACGAGGCAGACGUUUUCCUCAAGGAAAGGACACUUUCUGACCUUGAGCGCAACGCGCUAGUCUCUGUCUUUCUCCGCGUUCUCGAGCAUUUUGACGGCAUCUUGAUUCUGGCCUCAACGCGUGUCGGCCACUUUGACGAAGCAUUCCGCUCGCGCAUCCGGCUCGCUCUCCACUACCAGAGCCCGGGCCCCGAACAACGCCAUCAGAUCUGGUCGAAUCUCUUCAAGCAUCUGCGCACGUUAGAGGACUGUAGUAUGGACUUUGACGAUCUUGUUCUUCACAUCAACGACCUUAGCACGUACGAGAUGAACGGACGACAGAUCCGUAAUGCGAUCACGACCGCUCGGCAGCUCGCAGAGUUAAAGAAAAAGAGGCUGAAUUACGGCUUCAUCAAGAAAGUGAUCGCGACGACUGGUCAAUUUGAUCGAUACCUGCAAGGGAUCUUCUUCUCCCCUGACUAUAUCGUAGCACCCACCUGCGAAAAAUGCGAAUCCAGCUUCGUCUAG
Aspergillus homomorphus CBS 101889 is the source of this 1050-nucleotide messenger RNA. RefSeq names its product ATP-binding protein. The record is from RefSeq and is a predicted model, not a curated record. NCBI's taxonomy places the organism in Eukaryota, Fungi, Ascomycota, Eurotiomycetes, Eurotiales, Aspergillaceae. The transcript has 3 exons. The coding region runs from base 1 to 1050 and encodes 349 amino acids. Gene Ontology annotation, molecular function: ATP hydrolysis activity; ATP binding.